Molecule: messenger RNA, 1790 nt
Organism: Mizuhopecten yessoensis (Yesso scallop)
Lineage: Eukaryota; Metazoa; Mollusca; Bivalvia; Pectinida; Pectinidae
Exons: 6
Coding region: 181-1284 (367 amino acids)
Biological process (GO): protein transport
Cellular component (GO): cytoplasm
Source: RefSeq, a predicted model, not a curated record
UACAUAACAAUACACUAGGUAAUGUUAGCGUCUCGUAACCGUGUGUGCAGUGGUGACCCUUUAUAACACGUAUGUAAUACAAUCAGUGUACAUAUACCAACUUCAAGUCUAUAUGUUUGUCUCGUAUUUAUUGUUGGUAUACAAGACUGUUCAGCUAUGUACAGCUAAGGCUAUCUAGAAAUGGAGACGAAAAAGCAAACGAAAGAUCAGCCAAAGAAGGUAGAAAAGGAGGAAAAGCCAGAAGAAGAGGAACAGAAACCUAAUUUAACUAAAUCGUUGAUAAAGGAAGGCAGUUUGUCGUUAGAACUGUUGACCUUGCGAGAAGAUACCACGUUCCAUGCUGGGGACUUGGUCAAGUGUUUGAUACAACUACAGCUCACUAAACCUCUAUCAGUGAAAGACUUCAAGAUACAUCUAAAAGGUUACCUGAAAACCAACUGGACAGAUACGGUUGGGCCCAAGAGGAAAAACGAAUGUGGAGUUCACAAAGAAGUGGUACAUCUAAAGGAAGAAAUCAAAACUAAAAAGCCUUCUCAAGAUGGAUCCGUAACCUUUGGGAUUGGUUUCUACAGCCUUCCUGUCAAACUUGAUCUCCCUGAUGAUAUCGUGUCGUCGUUUGAGAGCAACCGAGGUUUUGUCCGAUAUUACAUAUCGAUUAGAGGCAUUGUGGAGGACAAACCUCUUCUUCUUCACCUACAAAAGAUCAAGGUCGUCGUUCCUUACGACCUAAGCAAAGAUCCACAGAAUAUGGUUCCCCUGAAGUUUAUUGAACAUCAAGAUGUGGUUGCGUGUUGUUGCUACCGUGGGAAACUGAAGGGGAGGCUACAAAUAGACAGAAGGGCUUACAUACCAGGGGAGUGUAUUACAGUGACCGGUAUGAUCACAAACCACACCAAAAAAGACAUGAAGUUCACCAAGUGUUCACUGACUCUGAAAGUGACUUACAUAAAAGACAAUUGGAAUCAGAAAUGCAAAAAGACUCUCCUGGCAUUCGUUAAGCAUGGACGAACGAAAGCUGGUGAGAACGAUUAUUGGGAGGAUGUCGAACUGAAAGUCCCAAGUCAUAUGCCACCAGUACUUCUCAACUGUAAAAAUAUACAGAUCAAAUACUUACUGAAGGUUGAAACUGAAAUGGCAUGGUCAUUUCCUUCAAAGCAUACCCUGUUCAACGUUGUUUUGCCAGUCGGUCAUAUCUCUGCUAAACCGCCAGAAGAAGAUGAAGAGGAAAAUGGACAAAACCAAGACGGGGAGAAGGAGGAUGAAUUGAUUGAACUGGAAGUUUAGUGAUUGUAUAUAUUUCUAUUGUUUGAACUCAUUCAUUCUUUGCUGCAAUAACUUGGGAAGUAUUGACUGCUAUGGUGACACCAAAGUGUUGACUCCUCUUAUCAAACGGUCUAAAAAUUGUAAAAUAAAAACUGUCGCCUGUGGUGGACCCUGUACAUUUUCGAAUGAAAACUUGUCAGCAUAGUGUAGAAUCCUGAGUCGUCAACCGUAUUGUUAAAACUUCUGUUGUCAGCGUAGUGUUGAAUCAACAUUUUGCAGCAGUGUAAGGAAUCUAAGUUGUUAGCACGGUGUUGAAUCAUGAGUUUUAAAAAUAAUGCUGAGUUUCGAGUUCUUCAACAAUAACAAAAUUUUAAAAAGAAUACUUUGGAAUAUGUGUAUAUGCAUUCGUGGAAUUGAUUUAAUUGUGUUCAUAAUAGUAAAAGCUGUAAAUCCUUUGUUGUAUUUAUAUGAAUAUGUGUCGUAAGUGUUUUAUGUCCGUGUAGACUACACUGAUUAUCAUUUAACAA